AUGAUGAAUAAUGAUAUUCAUUCGAAAAGUUUUGAGAAUAAAUUUCUUCGAACAACAGAAGAUUUUUUUCGUUCAAAAGAAUUUCCCGUUAUCGAAUCAAAUGAUAAACUGUUGGAAUAUUUAAAAAUGGUAGCAGAAUACUUUAAUUAUGAAAUCAUUCAAGCGAGAACUUAUCUUGAAAAAAAAUCAACAUUAUCAACAUUGAUAUUCUUAGCAGAAACAAUAUUUUUUCCAACUGAUAUUCUCAAUAUUAUUGUAGGAAAACUUAUAGUAUUCGUAUCAGAUGAGAAUAAUUAUCAGGAACUAACUAUGUUAUUUGAACCAAUUCAUAAAUCACCAGAAUUCAAAAAUGAAUUUUUGAAGUUAAUUGAAACUCACGUUUAUCAAAAAGCAAUUGAGUCUAUCAGUGACGAUCUAAUUAAUAAUCCAUUGUCCUACAUUGAAACAAUUCUUAAUAUUCAUGCAAAAUAUCUAAAACUUAUCCAGGAAACCUUUGUAGGGGACCAAAGUUUUGUUGUUGCUUUCGAUAGAGGUUAUGCUAAAUUUAUCAAUCAAAAUCCAGUAUCAAAAAGGAUUAGUAUCACAAUGACAUUAGCAGAAAUUCUCGCUCGAUAUUGUGAUACAUCACUCAGAAAAGGAAAUAAAGCUGUACAAAAUGACGAAUGGAAUGAAAAGCUGAAUAAUAUAAUAAUUAUUUUUAGUUAUCUCAAUGAUAAAGAUGUUUUUAUGAAAUUCUAUCAGAAAAUGUUACGAAAACGUUUGAUUGAUCAAUUAAGUGUAUCAGAGUCUUAUGAAGAAACAUUAAUUUCAGAAUUUAAAAAAAAAUGUGGAUAUGAAUAUACAUCAAAACUUGAACAAAUGAUGAAAGAUAUUCGUUUAAGUGAAGAUUUAACUAAACAAUAUCGAACUCAUCAGAAAAAUACAUAUGGAAAUGAAAUUAAUUUGUUUUCGGUUAUGGUUCUUAGUUCAAACUGUUGGUUAUUUUCUCAACCAUCUGAUAUAAUUUUACCAAUCGAAUUCAAAACUAUAUAUGAUAAUUUCACAACAUUUUAUCUUAGUAAACAUACUGGUCGAAAACUGACAUUACUUCAUCAAUAUUCCAAAGGAGAAUUACAAAUAAAUUUUACAACAAAAAAACAUCGAAUACAGGUGUCAACAUAUCAAAUGAUGAUUUUAUUAUUAUUCAAUCAAGAAUUAAUUUGGACAUUUGAACAAAUUCAAGACAAAACACAAAUCUGUUCGGAGUUAUUAUUCGAGAUUCUUUCAGGGUUGUUGAAAAACAAAUUAUUAAUAACUGACGAUUCUCGUACAUCGAAUAGUCGAAUUAAACUGGCACAAAAUUUCAUAAGACCUAACGAACAAAAAGAUGAAAGUCAUUUAAUGAAAAUAACGAUUGACGAACGCCAAAUGGUUAUUCAAGCUACUCUCGUUGGAAUAAUGAAAAAAGAACGAACACUAAAACAUUCAUUAUUAAUACAAGAAGUUAUUCAACAAUUUACUUCAAAUUUUAAACCAGAUAUAUCUUUAAUCAAAAAGUAUAUCGAAAUAUUAAUUGAGAAAGAAUAUUUUCGACGAGAUUCAAAAGACAAAGAUACGCUACAUUAUUUGGCUUGA
Messenger RNA from Adineta steineri, 1614 nucleotides. Lineage: Eukaryota; Metazoa; Rotifera; Eurotatoria; Adinetida; Adinetidae. The record is from the annotation of a GenBank genome assembly.